AUGGAUAAUAAUCAUCACAUUGACGACAAUGAUGAAUUCUUCGAUGCCGACGAUACCGAUCAUUAUAUUGCCAGUAUUCAACGAGAUUUAAUGAGAAGUUGGAAUCUUAUUUGUCGAAAACAAUACGGUCGAACUAAACUUCCUGUAGCAAUGUUUGAUCGAUCACAAAUAAGUAUUUGGAGUAUACUUAAACAAUGCAUUGGAAAAGAAUUAUCUAAAAUAACAAUGCCAAUUGCUUGGAAUGAACCUGUUUCAUUUUUACAACGUUUCACAGAAAAUAUUCUUUAUUCAUAUUUACUUGACAAAGCUGAUGAAUGUAAUGAUCCACUUAUGCGAAUGCAGUAUGUUGCUGCAUUUGCUGUAUCAUCGAUUGCGGGCAAUAUUGAUCGUUUAUCAAAACCAUUUAAUCCAUUACUUGGUGAAACAUAUGAAUUCAUUGGUGAUGAUCUACCAUUUCGUUAUGUAAGUGAACAGGUUAGUCAUCAUCCACCUGUAAGUGCAUUUACAUGUGAAUCAAAAGAUGAUGGUGCACGAUGGAAAUUUUAUGGAAGUAUUUUGCCAAAAGCCAAAUUUUCAGUUAAAAACAUGGAAGUAAAUCCAAAAGGAUUAUUAACACUUGAACUUAAACGACACAGAGAAGUUUAUACAUGGUCAAGUGUAACCUGUACAAUUCAUAACAUUGUUGUAGGUCGACUUUGGUUUGAAUAUCAUGGUACUAUGGAAAUUAUAAAUCAUUCAAAUAAAAUGAAAGCUAUCAUACAUUUUAAACCAUAUUCAUGGUCAACAAAAGAAUUACAUAAAGUUGAAGGUUAUAUUCUUGAUUCGCGAAAACAUAAAGUGCGUGGUUUAUAUGGUUUUUGGACAGAUGCAUUAUAUUCCAUUGAUAUCGAGCAAUUUGAAACAUUUUUAAAACAACAAAAAAAAGAUGCAAAAAGUGCUGCAAAACAUCCACAAGAACAAAUUGGAAAUUCGGCAUCGUCAACAGAUAAUGUUGAUCUAGAUGAAGAAGUACCCGAUGUUGAUCCAUCACAUGAACAACUUAAUCUUCCGCCGAAUUCAAUAACACUUUGGCGAAUUAUACCAAAAUUAGAUUAUGCAGCUCAAUAUUAUAAUUUUUCUUUAUUUACUAUGGCACUUAAUGAAUGGACAGACGAAGAUCAAAAAUUGCGUCCACCACUACCCCCAACAGAUUCACGAUUUCGUCCAGAUAUUCGUAAAAUGGAAGAAGGUGAUAUCGAUGCAGCUGGAGAAGAGAAAAAUCGUCUGGAAGAAAAACAACGUGAAACUAGACGAGCAAUGGAAAAACAUCGAGAAGAAUGGCAACCAAGAUGGUUUCGUCUUGUUAAACAUGAAGUAACUGGACAUGAAGUAUGGGUAUCAAACGAAAAAUAUUGGCAACGAAAUUGGACCAAUUGUCCACACAUCUAUUAG
Molecule: messenger RNA, 1431 nt
Organism: Rotaria sp. Silwood2
Lineage: Eukaryota; Metazoa; Rotifera; Eurotatoria; Philodinida; Philodinidae
Source: the annotation of a GenBank genome assembly